Scaptodrosophila lebanonensis is the source of this 772-nucleotide messenger RNA. RefSeq lists its product as uncharacterized. NCBI's taxonomy places the organism in Eukaryota, Metazoa, Arthropoda, Insecta, Diptera, Drosophilidae. The transcript is spliced from 4 exons. Gene Ontology annotation, molecular function: zinc ion binding. Gene Ontology annotation, cellular component: nucleus. The record is from RefSeq and is a predicted model, not a curated record. The coding region runs from base 124 to 681 and encodes 185 amino acids.
UCUAACAUACAUAUAUCCAUAUUUACAUUUACACGAUUUGUAUAUAAUAAAGAACCUUACAAAGAAAUUUGCUACAUUUGCGAAAUAUCAGCUUUAUAUGUUGGUGACAACAAAACCAGUAUAAUGGGCAGCAUUGAAAAAGCGUGCAUUUCGGGAUUUCUAUGCCGCCUGUGCUCUGAAAUGCACAGGACCGUGAUUCAUAUUUAUGGAGAUCAUGGGCAGCGCCUAUGCCUUGUGGAAAAAAUUAACGGCUAUUUACCAAUAACGAUAUCCCCAACAGAUCCUCUGCCAAAAACCAUAUGUAGAACAUGUUUAUAUCGUGUUGAGCAGCAUUACUCCCUUUUAAUGAGACUUACGCGGAUGAGGGAGGAACGCCGACUAAAAAUACAAAAAGAUGCGGAUACUUGCUCGAUAUCCAGUGCUGAAUAUUCUGAUGAAGAGGAGCCAGUAUCAACAAAAAGUCAUGCCGAAAAGAAGGACAUAAAGAGUACAACUAAAAGGUCGACAAGUGAACCUGCGAGCUCGAAUAAGUCGCAAGCCUCAAUUCAAACUAACCAAAACAGUGUUGAGUCCAACGUCGCUGGCUCAAGUAAUCGUCUGGUCUCACAAGCUGUAACUGGUACUGCUUCCAGAAAUAGUGCCACACGACGCACGUCAGUAGAACUUUCCCCUAUGACGUAAAUAGAAUAAAUGAUUUAAGGAGUAUGUUUUCUCUAUUAAAUUAACAUGUGUAUUGUACGUAUUUUAAUAAUAAUAAUGUAUUUGUGUAAUA